Astyanax mexicanus (Mexican tetra) is the source of this 910-nucleotide messenger RNA. It is a transcript of the gene rpl38, whose product is annotated as ribosomal protein L38. NCBI's taxonomy places the organism in Eukaryota, Metazoa, Chordata, Actinopteri, Characiformes, Acestrorhamphidae. The transcript has 5 exons. The record is from RefSeq and is a predicted model, not a curated record. The coding region runs from base 16 to 864 and encodes 282 amino acids. Gene Ontology annotation, molecular function: structural constituent of ribosome. Gene Ontology annotation, biological process: protein-RNA complex assembly; translation. Gene Ontology annotation, cellular component: ribosome; cytosolic large ribosomal subunit.
GUCACAACCCAAAGCAUGGCACAACUUCACCAUUGGUGUAAAGGGGAAGGCAUCAACCCUGAAAAUGCCUUGUUGGUGAAAGACAUUCCUGACGACACCGAAGUCAGCUUCAUUGAAGAAACCCUUGAGUCUGUAAAAACACUUGGACGAGUCAGAGUGCGAGGCAGGAUGUAUGAUCCCCAGCUUGAGAGUUUAACAGUCCUGUGUGAAUGUCGUGAAAAAGUGAAUGUCAAGAGACUACCACUAGAUGUGCUGCCUUCAGGCACUGAUAGGCCUUGGAGAUUGGUUGGAGCCUCAGCUGAGUGCACAACUGAGCGAGACAAACCAGAUGGGAACCCUGUUUUGAGCCAAGCAGAACUAACGCAGACAUGUACACCUGAUGCCAUCAUUCGAGCAGUUGGAGAAUUGAUGGACAAGCAAGGCAGAUUCUCAGGUGAGAGCAGUGCAUAUAGGAGAUUACGUAUGUUCUCUGGAGUCACGCCUACUCCACUUGGUGAAGAGCAGCUAGACAGCUGGUUAGAGCAAGCCCGUCUUAUGGUUGACACCUGUGAAAGACCAGAUAAAGAGAAACGAAUGCGAAUUUUGGAGAGCCUGAAAGGUCCAGCAUCUGAAAUUGCGCAGGCUGUGUCCGGUCACGGUCAGAUUGGAAAAAUGCCACGCAAAAUUGAAGAAAUCAAAGAUUUCCUCCUGACAGCCAGGCGGAAGGAUGCUAAGUCCGUCAAGAUCAAGAAGAACAAGGACAAUGUGAAGUUCAAGGUGCGCUGCAGCAGAUUCCUGUACACACUGGUCAUCACAGACAAGGAGAAGGCAGAGAAGCUCAAACAGUCCCUGCCACCAGGUCUGGCUGUUAAGGAGCUGAAGUAAAUGUCUUGCUUGUACAAAAUAUUGUAAUAAAAACUGGGAAAACCAA